Penicillium malachiteum is the source of this 996-nucleotide messenger RNA. RefSeq names its product Retinal dehydrogenase 1. The coding region runs from base 1 to 996 and encodes 331 amino acids. The record is from RefSeq and is a predicted model, not a curated record. Lineage: Eukaryota; Fungi; Ascomycota; Eurotiomycetes; Eurotiales; Aspergillaceae. The transcript has 5 exons. Gene Ontology annotation, molecular function: aldehyde dehydrogenase (NAD+) activity.
AUGACGAUGAGACAGCCUUAUGGUGUGGCUGCAGCUAUCAUUCCGUGGAAUGUACCUGUGGGUUUCUUGAUCAACAAGGCUGGUGCAGCUAUGAUGUCAGGAAACACAGUUGUUGCGAAGAGCAGUGAAAAGGCUCCAUUAACCUCUGCGAAAGUGGCUACGCUAGUUCAGAAGGCUGGCUUCUCACCAGGAGUCUUCAAUAUCAUCUCAGGCCAUGGUCCCGUUUCUGGAAGUGUAUUAUCUCACCAUAUGGAUGUUCGUGUCCUGAGCUUUACAGGUUCAAGCAAACGGGUCGCAGCUGCCAAGUCCAACCUCAAGAAUAUCCUUCUUGAACUUGGUGGCAAGUCACCUGCUGUUAUUUUCUCUGACUGCAAUAUCGACAAGGCCGUUCAGAAGACUGCAUUUUCUAUCCAGUUCAACAGCGGCCAAACCUGCAUGGGAAACUCCAGAAUCUAUGUGCAUGAAUCGAUCGUGGACACUUUUCUUGAAAAGUUUCACCAGGCCCUUACUGUCGCAAGUGGCGACCCCUUGUUGCCGAAUGUCAACCACGGCCCACAGGCCGACGUGAUUCAGUACAACCAAAUCCAGAAGUAUAUCGAAGAAGGAAAGAAGGUAGCCAAAAUGACACUUGGAGAGGUUCCACUGGGACACAAGAAUGGAUUCUUCGUUCAACCAACUGUGUUCGUUAACACACCCGAGGAUGCCAAGAUCAUGAAAGAGGAGAUUUUUGGACCCGUUGUCAGCGUUGUUGCCAAGGCCAAUGAUACUGAAUAUGGUCUUUAUGCAGGAGUAUUCACUAAGGAUAUCUCCCGAGCUAUGAGAAUGGCCAAGAAACUGGAUGCUGGCAGUGUUGGUGUUAACUGUACCAGUCCAACUAAUUUCCCAGAUAUGCCUUUUGGUGGAUAUAAGUCCAGUGGAAUUGGUCGAGAGGGAUGGAAUGAGAGUCUGGAGUCCUUCUUGGAGACAAAGACUGUUAUGAUUGCGGUGGAUGAUUAG